CCGACCACAGUGGGAACACCCCCCCACCCCAGACCCUUACGGGCAGUGCCAGGCCCGAGCCGCCCCGCCCCGCCCCGGGAGCAGCGCUGGGGGCGGGACGGGACGGGGCGGGGCCAGCGCAGGGUGCUGGCUGCGGGGCCCCAGGUCCCAACGCCCGGCCCGCUCGCGGCCGCGUGGGAGAAGCGGGGCUCGACGGCGCGGCCACCCGGCGGCCAUGGCCACGCACGGGAAGCUGCGCCGGGAGCGAGGGCCGCAGGCCGACUAUGAGGCGCAAGUCAAAGAGAUGCGCUGGCAGCUGGGCGAGCAGCUGCGCUGCCUGGAGCUGCAGGGCGAGCUGCGGCGGGAGCUGCUGCAGGAGCUGGCCGAGUUCAUGCGGCGGCGCGCCGAGGUGGAGCUGGAGUACUCGCGGGGCCUGGACAAGCUGGUGGAGCGCUUCUCUGGCCGUGGAGGCCGCCUGGGGGGCGGCAGCCGGGAGCAGCAGAGCUUCCGGAAGGAGCCGUCCCUCCUGUCGCCCUUGCACUGCUGGGCCGUGUUGCUGCAGCAGACGCGGCAGCAGAGCCGGGAGAGCGCGGCCCUUAGCGAGGUGCUGGGUGGGCCCCUGGCCCAGCGCCUGAGUCACAUCGCGGAGGAUGUUGCGCGCAUAGUCAAGAAGAGUAAGGAUCUGGAGCAACAGCUGCAGGAGGAGCUCCUGGAGGUGGUGUCAGAGCUUCAGACGGCCAAGAAGACAUACCAGGUGUACCACGUGGAGAGCAUGAAUGCCGAGGCCAAGCUCCGGGAAGCUGAGCGACAGGAGGAGAAGCGGGCAGGCCGAAGUGCUGCCGCCACCACGGGCACCGAGGCAGGGCCUCUCCGCAAGGGCUCCCUCAAGAAGGGAGGGCGGCUGGUGGAGAAGCGUCACGCCAAGUUCUUGGAGCACAAGCUCAAGUGCACAAAGGCUCGCAACGAGUACCUGCUGAGCCUGGCCAGCGUCAAUGCUGCCGUCAACAGCUACUACCUGCAUGAUGUGCUGGACCUCAUGGACUGCUGUGACACGGGAUUCCACCUGGCCCUGGGGCAGGUGCUCCGGAGCUACACGGCAGCUGAGAGCCGCACCCAAGCCUCCCAGAUGCAGGGCCUGGGCAGCCUGGAGGAGGCAGUAGAGGCUCUAGAUCCUCCUGGGGACAAAGCCAAGGUGCUGGAGGUGCAUGCAGUUGCCUUCUGUCCCCCGCUGCGUUUUGACUACCAGCCCCACGAGGGGGAUGAGGUGGCUGAGAUCCGGGUUGAGAUGGAGCUGCGAGACGAGAUUCUACCCAGAGCCCAGAAUAUCCAGAGCCGCCUGGACCGACAGACCAUUGAGACAGAGGAGGUGAACAAGACGCUGAAGGCCACCUUGCAGGCCCUGCUGGAGGUGGUGGCGUCUGAGGACGGGGAUGUGCUCGACUCCUUCCAGGCCAGCCCCUCCACCGAAUCGCUCAAGUCUACCAGCUCGGACCCUGGGGCUCGGCAGGCCAGCCGGAGGCGGGGGCAGCAGCAGGAGACAGAGACUUUCUACGUCACGAAACUCCAGGAGUACCUGAGUGGACGAAGCAUCCUUGCCAAGCUGCAGGCCAAGCAUGAGAAGCUGCAGGAGGCCAUUCAGCGAGGUGACAAGGAGGAGCGGGAGGUGUCUUGGACCCAGUACACACAGAGAAAACUCCAGAAGAGCCGUCUCCCCCGCCCCAGCUCCCAGUAUAACCAGAAGCUCUUCGGGGGAGACAUGGAGAAGUUCAUCCAGAGCUCAGGCCAGUCCGUGCCCCUGGUGGUGGAGAGCUGUGUCCGCUUCAUCAACCUCAACGGCCUGCAGCAUGAGGGCAUCUUCCGCGUGUCGGGUGCCCAGCCCCGGGUUUCGGAGAUCCGUGACGCUUUUGAGAGAGGAGAGGACCCACUGGUGGAGGGCUGCACUGCCCAUGACCUGGACUCCGUGGCAGGGGUGCUGAAGCUCUACUUCCGGAGCCUGCAACCCCCGAUAUUCCCCCCAGACCUGUUCGGAGAGCUGCUGGCUUCUGCGGAGCUGGAGGCCGCGGCGGAGCGGGUGGAGCAUGUGAGCAGCCUCCUGGCCCGACUGCCUGGACCGGUGCUGGUGGUCCUGCGCUACCUCUUCACCUUCCUCAACCACCUGGCCCAGUACAGCGACGAGAACAUGAUGGACCCCUACAACCUGGCCGUGUGCUUUGGGCCGACGCUGCUGCCCGUCCCUGCUGGGCAGGACCCGGUGGCCUUGCAGGGUCGGGUGAACCAGCUGGUGCAGACGCUCAUCGUGCAGCCCGCGCGGGUCUUCCCGUCCCUGGCCCUGCUGCCCGGCCCCACCUAUGAGAAGUGCAUGGCACCGCCUGCUGCCAGCUGCCUGGGGGAUGCCCAGCUGGAGGGCCCCGCGGGGGAGAACGAGCCGGAGCUGGAGGCUGGAACCCCAGCCCAGGAGGAUGACCUGGAGGGGGUCGUGGAGGCAGUGGCCUGCUUUGCCUACACGGGCCGCACGGCCCAGGAGCUGACCUUCCAGCGCGGGGACGUGCUGCGGCUGCACGAGCGGGCCUCAGGCGAUUGGUGGCGGGGCGAGCGCGCCGGGACCCGGGGACUCAUCCCCCACAAGUACAUCACGUUGCCGGCAGGGGCAGAGAAGCUCGCAGCAGGCCAGGGGCUGCAGGCUGCCGGGGAGCCGGGGGGCAGCCCAGAGGGCCUCCCGGCUGUGGAGUUUGUCCAGAGGCCGGAGCUGUGCGCCCCACCCGAGGCCCCUCUCAGCACGCCCGGGGGCCCCUCUGGGCACAGACGGCACUGCUUGGUCCCCACAUCCCCAGAUCGACACGUGGAGGUGGAUAAGGCCGUGACGCAGACCAUGGACUCUGUAUUUAAGGAGCUCUUGGGAAAGACCGCUGCCCGUCAGGGCCUCGGGCCGGUGUCCACCAGCUCCCCUAGUCCUGGGCCGCGCAGCCCGAAGCCCACGGCCUGCGGCCGCCUUGGCAAACACAAAGGCUUCUCCCGUGGCCCUGGGGCCCCAGCCUCACCCUCGGCCUCCCAUCCCCAGGGCCUGGACUCACCCCUCAAGCCGCACUGAGGUGGUGCCCGCUCCUCCGCAGGCCCCACCCCGCCCAGGCGGCCACGGGCGAGACCAGCUGGGCUCCCCAGGCCCUUUGCUUCUCCCUGGCCCUGUCCAGCACGCCUGCUCAUGACCCUCUGCAGAGAGGAGGACGCGGCCGCCGCCGCCCACCCCUGCCUCGCCCGCCUUGGCUCAGGCCCCUGUAGGAGGCAGCCGAGGGGGGAGGCUGGGGGCAGGCCCCUCCUGGGUUGGCCGGAAGGGCCCGUCACUGGUUGUCAGGUGGUGGGUGCCGUUCAUAAACUCUUGUGCGUUG
Molecule: messenger RNA, 3362 nt
Organism: Hippopotamus amphibius kiboko
Lineage: Eukaryota; Metazoa; Chordata; Mammalia; Artiodactyla; Hippopotamidae
Gene: ARHGAP4
Product: Rho GTPase activating protein 4
Exons: 22
Coding region: 215-3067 (950 amino acids)
Biological process (GO): signal transduction; negative regulation of cell migration
Cellular component (GO): cytoplasm
Molecular function (GO): protein binding
Source: RefSeq, a predicted model, not a curated record